Molecule: messenger RNA, 1617 nt
Organism: Linum tenue
Lineage: Eukaryota; Viridiplantae; Streptophyta; Magnoliopsida; Malpighiales; Linaceae
Source: the annotation of a GenBank genome assembly
CGCAGGUAAAAGAGAAGCUACUACAAUCUAUAGACUAUAGCAAUGGGGUAACUAAGGUUGGUUUGCCUCCAUUAAAUCAGCCAUCUAGCUCUCUUAUCUGUUUUCAAGCUAACAGUAAUAUGUUUACUUUCUCAUCUAGUCAGCACGAUCGCUGGCCGAUAUCUUCAUUCCCUCACCCGGCACGGCGGCAGAGGUUUACCGCAGAGGCAGAGGUUGUGAGCAUAAGCGCUCGCCGGAAAGAUGUUGUAAGGCCUCCCUUGUGGAAUCUCUCCGCAGAGUCUGUUGGCCCUAAAGUUGGCAUGUCUCAGCCGCUUCACUCCCAGCAAGCUACUCGGGAUUUUGCCGGCCAAUAAGUUGACGGACACGUCAAUCCACUGAAGAUCGACGAGCUUCCCCAAGCUCGCCGGAAGUGUUCCGGAUACUCUGUUCCUCGCUACAUCCAGUCUCUUCAGUCCGGUCAGAUUCGUGAUUGAAUCCGAGAGUGAGCCGGUGAUGCGGUUAGACCCGAGUUGAACGGAAGAGAUCCCCGACGGCAAUGUAAUCUCCUUGAGGUCGAAUGUAAGCUGGUUGCCGGAGAGAUCGAGGCUCUGCAAGCUGGAGGCGUUGGUCAGGAAGCCGGAGAUUCCCAAUUCGAAUGAGUUAUGGGAGAGAUCAAGAGACAUGAGAGAGUCCGGUCGGCUGAACACCGGAAGUCUUCCCUUCAGUCCACAGCCAGAUAGUCGGACGUCGGAGAGCUGCCUGUCCUUAAUCCAGUUAGGCACCGUCCCUAAACUUAGGUUGUUGAAGGACAGAUCUAUCGACACCAACGAGGGCAGACCUGCAAUGCCCGGCAAUUGGCCGGAGAAUCCGUUGCUGGACAGAUUAAGGUACCAAAGCUUCUGCAGAGUUGAAAUGGAAGGUGGAAUUCCUCCGGAAAGCCGGUUGGAGCUCAGGGAGAGACGAGCAAGCGAUUUCAGUCCGGCCAUGCUGGCAGGAAGCUUCCCAGAGAGCUGGUUAUGGUCCAGUGAGAGAUCCUGUAGAUUCUGCAGAGUGAACAGAGACAGCGGGAGCUGGCCUGUGAAGCGGUUGUACGAGAGGUCGAGAAAGGUGAGGUUUCGGAAUGCGGUAGGGAUUUGGCCGGAAAUGAAGUUGUGGCUGAGAUCGAUAGACUGCAGAAUUGGACGGCGGGACGAUUUUGGGACAAGAACUGCGCCGGUGAGGGAGUUUCGAGCUAACCCGAGUAGCUGGAGGUUGGGGAGAUCCCAAAUGGACGGAGGAAUCGAACCACUGAGGCGGUUUCCGGCAAGGGAGACGGAUGCCAGACGAGUCAGCCGCCCUAUGCUCGGAGGGAUGGCACCGGCGAGCGAAGAGUCCUCGAUGAUCAACUGACUCACCCUGGUGAGGUUGGAGAUUGCAGGAGGGAUUGGACCUGCAAUGUGCUUCGUCCCGGUGAUGACAAGAACCUCCAGCGACGUCAGUCCGCCGAGAGAAGGCGACAGAGUUCCCUCCAUGUAGCCGUCCGGCGGCGCCUGUAUGAGCAGAGAAGUCACCCUUCCGGUGGUCGGAUCGCACUGCACGCCUUCCCAUUCCGUGCAAUGGUCAGUGGUUGCUACCCAGGUGGAGAGGAUUCCGGUCGUG